UCGCGUGCAGACCGAACCAGCCCAGCCUUUGAACUCCGCCGCUCUUGGCUCGUGUUCACGCGCUUCCGCUCAUUUCCACGCCAGGUGCGCAAGACGGGAAACCUCAGAGCGCAGAGUCGUCGCGAGGCACAGUGGCACCUUGCUGGAUUUCCUUCUCUUUUGCGUCUUUUUUAACGGCUCCUUUAAACAUCACGGUGUUAUUAUUUCGGGGGAGAAGAAGAAGCGGAGAAGAAGCGGACUUCACCGAAACAUUGUCCUGACGCGCGGGACACUUACGGGAUUUUCUGUUUUUCUUUCCAUCAUCGGUGGCAGUUUGGAGAUCGCGUCAAAACCCGCCAGAGAAGUGGCAUGAGUAGCGCUCGGCUUCUAGACACUUGAACACUUUCCCCCUUUUCCUUUAGAGCCCAACUUUCCUUACUCUUUUAUCUUCAGCCAGUCAGGGGAGCGAGCGUCCCAGGCACCAGCAGCAUGUCUAAGCCGGUCGAUCACAUCAAGCGGCCCAUGAACGCCUUCAUGGUGUGGUCCCGCGGCCAGCGGCGGAAGAUGGCGCAGGAGAACCCCAAGAUGCACAACUCGGAGAUCAGCAAGCGGCUGGGCGCCGAGUGGAAGCUGCUCUCCGAGUCCGAGAAGCGGCCGUACAUCGACGAGGCCAAGCGGCUGCGCGCGCAGCACAUGAAGGAGCACCCCGACUACAAGUACCGGCCGCGGCGCAAACCCAAGAACCUGCUGAAGAAGGACCGCUACGUGUUCCCGCUGCCCUACCUGGGCGACGCCGAGCACCUGAAGGGCCUCAGCGUGUCGCAGGCCGUGUCCGACUCGCUGCUCAGCGCGUCGGAGAAGGCGCGCGCCUUCCUGCCGCCCACCUCGUCGCCCUACUCCUUCCUCGACCCCAGCCAGUUCAGCUCGAGCGCCCUCCAGAAGAUGACGGAGAUGCCGCACGGGCUGGGUGGCGCGGGGGGGCUGUCUUACUCCUCGCUGGGGGGGUACCAGAACGGGGCCUUCGGCAGCCUUGGCUGCCCCAGCCAGCACCACACGCACACGCACCCGUCGCCCACCAACCCGGGCUACGUGGUGCCGUGUAACUGCACCGCCUGGUCCACGUCUAGUUUACAGCCGCCUGUGGCCUACAUACUGUUCCCGGGCAUGACCAAGGGCGGGCUAGACCCCUACUCCUCGGCACACGCGGCCGCCAUGUAGGGCACCCCCCUCCCACCCACCCCCUAGAACCCUCCCAACCAGACUUUAUUCUUUAUAAUUCACUUGAAUAAUAACUGACUUCUUGCAUGUAUAUAUGUGGACCCCCCAGAGAGAGAGAGAGAGAGAGAGAGAGAGAGAGAGAGGGAGGGAGGGAGAGAGAGAGGAGAGAGGACCUGCUUUGGACUUGCGAUGACAAAACACGAACAAAUGAACGAAUUAACGAACAAACUGAAACUUUUCCGGAAGUUGAUCCACGCGUCGGACCGCGCGAGGCGAGACGCUGGACGGCCUGCACUGUAAGAAAUGUAAAUGUUAUAACGUCUAUGGCGAGGCCUCUAACUUUAUUUAUUGUGUACAUUUCGAUGCUCCCCUGAUGCGUUGUGUUGUUUAUGAUUGACGGACUAUUCCUUUGCUUUUUGUUCGUGAGUCCGGCUUGCACAUUUGAUUGACGGGUCCUGACUCCGUGCAGAAGCCUCAGUAUUAGUCCGCCUGGGGGCCCUGGACGCGGGUACGGAGCGGGGGGACCUCCGGGUGAUCUUUCACGGGUCCCAGUGUUUUAUUUAUUGCCCUGACGCUCCAUCACCAGGUCGGCUCUGAGGACGCCACCGAAAUCACCCACGGCUAAAGUUUCAUUUUCUGCUUUGAAUUCUCCCAUGUGGUUAAAUGCUGACACGCGUGUGGUUCUGAGGAUGACUUCUAUCGGCGAGGCGGAGGUUAUAUUAUGUGUAUUUUAUAACUGAGAUGGUCGUUUCAACUGUCAUGUUAUGGAAAGGGAAAUGUAUCUAAAGUUGGAACCGCUCCGUUUGUUCUACUGCUGAGCAAGGAUAUUUCGAAUAAAGACAAUCCGUCUUCAACGCAA
Molecule: messenger RNA, 2056 nt
Organism: Gadus macrocephalus (Pacific cod)
Lineage: Eukaryota; Metazoa; Chordata; Actinopteri; Gadiformes; Gadidae
Gene: sox14
Product: SRY-box transcription factor 14
Exons: 1
Coding region: 469-1197 (242 amino acids)
Biological process (GO): regulation of DNA-templated transcription; anatomical structure morphogenesis; cell differentiation
Molecular function (GO): RNA polymerase II cis-regulatory region sequence-specific DNA binding; DNA-binding transcription factor activity, RNA polymerase II-specific
Source: RefSeq, a predicted model, not a curated record